AAUAUCUAUAUUUAAAAUUGCAACUAGAUAGAGGGCAAAAGAGAUUAAAGAUGGCUUCUCUUUUUAGUGGAUUUGGUCGAAAUUUGCCAAGAUUGCUAAGGCAUAGCAAUAGCACAUUUAGGCGAGAAAUCUCGGUAACAUCGAUCUGUGCAGAUAAGUCAUCACAACAACGUUUUGAUCCAGAUGUCAAAGAUAUUAAGUCAUCACAACAACGUUUUGAUCCAGAUGUCAAAGAUAUUCAAAGUGUUCUUGAACCAGAGGAAAGUAAACAUCAAGAAGCUUUACACAAAUUUAUCACCGUUGAUACUCCUAUGGAUAUCUCUUCCUUAACUGGUGUGCCAGAAGAACACAUCAAAACUCGCAGGGUUCGGAUAUUUGUUCCUACAAAAAAUGCCAUGCAGUCAGGAACCAACAAUACCCAUCAUUGGAAAAUGGAAUUUGAAACCCGUGAAAGAUGGGAGAAUCCUUUAAUGGGAUGGUGCUCAUCUGGGGAUCCUCUAUCUAAUAUGAACCUACAAUUCCUGUGCAAGGAAGAUGCCGUUGCAUUUUGCGAGAAAAAUGGAUGGCCAUAUUUUGUAGAAGAACCACCUGUUCACAAACCGAAGAAGAAGAGUUAUGGAGCAAACUUUGCUUGGAAUAGAAACACAAGAGUUUCUACUAAAUGAUUGUUUAUUCUGGAAUAUAUCCCAUCAUGAGUAAAAACAUGAAAUACUUUGUAGGUAUUUAGAGAUAUAAAAUAUUACUGUGUGAGAAAAAUGGAAAACUUAAGAUAUGUUAUUUCAUCUUUCUUGGAAAUAAAUACUUAGCUGUAAAGUCUAAAAUUAACACAUUUAAUUAUGUGGUAAAAGAGUGUUUUGGAAAGUGAUCACUGUUGUGUAUAGAUAAAAUAAAGUCAGUCGUAGGAACAUUGAAA
Limulus polyphemus (Atlantic horseshoe crab) is the source of this 913-nucleotide messenger RNA. It is a transcript of the gene ND-18, whose product is annotated as NADH dehydrogenase [ubiquinone] iron-sulfur protein 4, mitochondrial-like. The record is from RefSeq and is a predicted model, not a curated record. NCBI's taxonomy places the organism in Eukaryota, Metazoa, Arthropoda, Merostomata, Xiphosura, Limulidae. The transcript is spliced from 5 exons. Bases 51 to 665 code for a protein of 204 amino acids. Gene Ontology annotation, biological process: electron transport chain.